AUGGCCGCGACCGACGGCCAGAUCGUCGUCGCGGCGGCACGCUGGGCCGAAGAGGCGACGUAUCUGCGCGAGUUCGUCUCCAAGUACCGUCUGCCGGCCGUGAUCAAGAUCACCAAGGGCCAGUACGGCGGUUUGGGCGUGCCGACGCUACCGGCGCCAAGUCUGCAGAGCACGGCGUUGCUGAUAUCGGCCGGUCGUCGGCGUAAGAUCGUGGCGCAGGCGGUGAAAAUCAAAGAGGGCCGCCGUGUGGUGGGCGUAGGUCCGCGACUGGCGAUACCGGACUCGUACGCGGGCUACUUCGAGAUUCUGAGCGAGGAGGGUCGCGCGGUGCGCGGCAUCGAGUCGGUCAACGAACUGUCGCGACGUUGCCCAGAAGAGGGUGCUCUGGUGCGCGAGACGUUACGCGGCAUCGCUUGCCGAGUAGACGACGAGUCGGGGAUCGUGGUACCGGAGGGCACGAGAACCCUCGCGGCCGGUGAGACAAUCGUCACCGCCGGUGAGGUCGCGUUGCCCGGUCGCGGUCGGUUUCUGCGCUGCGUGGAUUGUCGCGGCGACAGCGUGCUGCUCGGAAUAGAUCAGCGCGGUCGCUUCAGCGCGUUGGCGCGCGAGGACAACAUCAGCGGCGUGCACACCGCCCGGGCGCUUCUCAGCAAACGCCUGCCGCUCACCGUGAGACUGGUGCACGGCCAGCCGCCGCGGGGGCUCAAGUCGUCGUCGCAGUUCGUGCCGGAAUUGAGGCUGCUGUCGACUUUCGAAGAGGAGCACGUGUUCGCGCUGCCGUUACAGAGAGAAGGCGCAGCGGUCGCGCUGCCGCUCGCGGCGCCGCUCAAGCUGGUGAAGGCGCGGAACGACGAGGCGCUCAGGUCAAUGCAGGAGUUCACGAGGUUGGUGGAACGCGCCUCCCGUCUGGUUGCCGAUGUGGCCGAUCGAGCGCACGUGCUGGACGGUCGUCUGGGCGAGAGCAAAUCGUCCCGACAGACGAGGAGCGCGUCGGGCUUCCUCAGAAGACCGUCGACCAACUCGGAUCACGCGCCGCUGAGCCAUCACAGAAACAGCAGCGCCAGCCAUCAUCAUCACCAUCAUCACUAUCACAGCAGUAACGGCCAUCAGUCUUCCGGUCAUUCGGGCUACCGGGAUGAGAAUCGGGUACCGCCGUCCUCGUCGUCAGCCUGCACAGAGGAGUACGACGAGAUCGAUCAGAUAUACGAUUACGUGCGCGGCUUCGCGCCGUUGCCGAAGAGCGUCAGAUCGCCAUACGAGAGUCCUCUCGCCACAAGUCAGGGCGGCUCGACGCCACCGUUGACGCCGGUUACCGUGACGAUCGCGCCGCUGCUUGACGACCGACCGGAACCGCCGCCGAUCGAGACGAUACCGACGAAGAAGAUCCAGGCAGAAAAGCGAACCAGACGCGCGGUCAAGGAAGCGCCUCAGCCGCGGGUGGAGAAGCCGCCGCUGGCGAAGCUCUACGUGAAGAACAGCGGCACUCAGCGCGGACGUCCGCUAAUGAGGCAGAAGAGCGCGUCACCGUUGAAGGAAACGCCGCCGGGUUACAAGGGCGGCUCGCCGCUUUUCAACAUACGCUACAAGAGCCUGACGAAUCUCCAGCAGGCCAUGGAGCUCGACGGCACGUUGGACUCCAGUCACUCGGGCGGAAGAACGUCGGGAGAUUCCGGAGCAGGCGCGAAGCUACCGGAAAAGAGAUCGAGACGUCUGAGCAGGCCGCGAUCGCUGACGAAUUUAGUCUGGGAGCUACGAGGUGGAAGCGGCCUCGGCUGCACGAGACCGGAAACUCCGCCGCCCGCCACAACUGCACCGUUGCCACCGACUAAAUGUGGGCCACGUCUGGCUGUCACCGUCGUGGCACCGCGACGUGUCGGCACGCUCUACCUCUAACUCAUUCGACCGACGAAGGGCUGAAGAAGGCAAGAGAGCGGUUUCGGAUGAGAAGCUGUGGAUCUCCGACGUCGUUUGACUAAUCAAAAGAAUUUCGCAACAGGCUCAAGGGAGCUCAAUAAAGAGGGACAUCAUCGAUGAAGGAUGCGCGAGAAUGUUUUUACACGCUAGCAAACUCUCCGCUAUUCUUUUCCAAGCGCUAAUUAAAUCGCAGUCGCGAAAGCCAUUCAAACUCGUCGUCCGAUAUGUACACACACGUACACACACAUAAAGGUACACACGUACAGGGAUAAAAUACACGUACACGACAUAGGAUCCAAAAAAAAGCCUGAUCAACGCUGCGUACUUCCUGUGAUCGUCGAUUAACGAUAAGCGGAAAUAAUCAAAAAUAGCGACGCAGCGGAAGAGGAAUACGUUUUGUGCGAACAAAGACGCGCGAAUUACUGUAACGCGAUGUGCUCUGAUAGAGAAAAGCGGAGUUCUCUGUUCUAGGAAAAGCAGCAGAUAUCGAUAGACGAAGAGAAAAAACAGGAUCCGAAAAAGAACGAGGUUUAAUCUAUUGCAGUGUAUUAAAAAAAAAAAAAGUAGUCACUUAAAUACAAUUGCUUGAAAAAUUCAGUCGAAACUCAGCACGGUUACAUUUACAACAAAUUAUAUAUAUAUAUAUAUAAUUUACACGAUUUUCAAUGUCAUCCGCUUCGUCUCGUUAUAAAUUUUAAAGAGAAAAGUACAUUUUCGCUACUUGACACUAAUUAGUAAACAAAAAGUUAUUACAUAUAUAAUAUAUAUCGCACAAAUACAUUUUACGGUAAACAAUAUAAACAAAUUUAAUAUUUGUAGUACUAUCGAUAUUUUCUGAGCUUUAAUAAAUGACACACACAAAGAAAUUAAAAAAAAAAGCUACUAAUUAUUUUCUCUAUCAGUUGCGGAUAAGAGUCGGAAGAAGGUCGGAAUUUCGCAAUGCCGUAAUCGCGCAUUUAAAAAAAAAAAAAAAAAAAAAA
Messenger RNA from Pseudomyrmex gracilis, 2894 nucleotides. RefSeq lists its product as uncharacterized. NCBI's taxonomy places the organism in Eukaryota, Metazoa, Arthropoda, Insecta, Hymenoptera, Formicidae. The coding region runs from base 1 to 1893 and encodes 630 amino acids. The record is from RefSeq and is a predicted model, not a curated record. The transcript has 3 exons.